Podarcis lilfordi (Lilford's wall lizard) is the source of this 22703-nucleotide messenger RNA. The record is from the annotation of a GenBank genome assembly. Lineage: Eukaryota; Metazoa; Chordata; Lepidosauria; Squamata; Lacertidae.
GGAGAUGCCAGCCGAAUAGGUUGCACCGCCCUCUCAGCUCGGCGCAUCCCCUCUACUGGACGAAGUGCGACCAUUUUGCAGGGGGGAGAGGCGAGUGGUGGCGAUUGACGGCGCACAGGAGCCAGAUCUGGGGUGCAGGGCGGCGGCCUGAGUCGCUGGACCCGGGGACUGACGGCCCCCGGGAGGGCGAGCGAGAACGGCGCCGACCGGGCUCGGUUCUUUCGUCUCCUUAGGCACCCGUGCCCGCCUCAGGGCCUCCGUUUAACCCGCCGAGAUGUCUAGGCCCGUCAGGUGAGUCUCCUUCGCGAGCGGCGUGAGGCCUGCGGGGCUGGCUCUGGCGGCCCUCGCUCCCGCAGGCCACCCACGGCCCUUCGGCGGAGGAGCGAAUGCCCCGGGCCUCGUCCCACGCGAGAGGAGGGGAGGCGGCCUGGAGUCGGGUAUGGCGGGAGAGAGGGGAGGGGCGUGUGCAGGCAUGCAGCGUGCUGCUGCUGCUGCUCGGCGGUGGGGGGGGGGGGCGGGAGGCUAUCGCACGCCGCCGCUGCCGCCGCCCUGCAGGUCCCUUCCCUACAGGAUGCAAUGCUGCCCCUGAAGGUUAGCGCAAGCAAAGUCCACGUCUCUGCGGGGGAAGGAGGGGUGGCUGCGCCGGAGGCUUGCUUCGUGCACGUCGCCCGCGAAAGCGUGGACGGGAGGCAUGCCUCUCACGCGCGCCGCUGGCUCCGGAGAGCCACUUGCGCGCUUCCUCCGGAGGGACCUGGUGACGGAGAGGCACGGCCCUUUGCUGCGCCUCCGUGUUCCGAGCUGCAACUUGCAGGGGCGACGUGCUUUUUUCUGUGUCUCUUUGUACAGUAUGGCUAGCACAUCGGCGUGGGGGCGGGGGGCGGGAGCUCGCUCGCCAGAGGACAGGGUUCGUAGAGCCAAGGGAGUGCUCCCUAGUGGGGAGGCGGGCGUGUUUGCAAUCAGUGCAUUUCGCGAGGGGCUGGAAAUGAUGCUUCUUGCAGCAGUGGCUUCAUUUAAGUAGACAAGAAACGCCGUUUUUAGACGCCUCCUGCGCUUCUUUUGGACUGUAGCAAGCCUGGAAAAGAAAAACUUUUGUGUUUAAUUGUGUCUUUGAAUUUCAGUAUCUGUGGCAUUUAUAUCCCAUUCUUCCCCCAAGGAGCUGAGUUUGGCAUGCAUGUGUGUCACUAUAUUCUCACAACAGCCCUGUGAGCUAGGUUGGAUUAAAAGUGAGUGACAGGCCCAAUGAGCAUGAUGGUUUACAGGGGAUUGGAGCCCCAUUCUCUCCAUGGGGAUGCAAUAAUUCAGGAGCAGGGCUGGCUCCAGGGUUUUGUGGACCCUUGGGCAGCAGUAUAUCAGUGGGGUACUUGUUCCCCUCAACCCAAUAUGAUAGAUACUUAUAAAAUUACUGCAUUUUUUUUGUCUAGUUAUGCUUAUGUGGUAGUUGUACCCAGUUACUUGGGAGCAAGGUCCAUUGAAUUGAAUGGACAAGGCUUCUGAGUGGACACAUGUUGUGCUGUUAGGUUGCAAUCUUAUACACACAUUUCUGGGAGCAAGUCCCAUUGAACUCAGUGGGGCUUACUUCUGAGUAGAAGCUUACACAUUGUUAAUAUUAUCCAGUAAGGCUCUAGAAAUCUUAGUGCAGUUUUCAAGCCAUUUGGUGACUUCACAAAUAUUAUCAUAUAAUAAGGGUUUAAAAUUCAUGACAUAUGGAUACUUGGGCCAAGGCAUAGGAAAUGUUUUUGUUUCUUUAAAAAGCAUAAUGUAUCUGCUUGCAGGUAAGUAGUUUGCCACCCUGCUGUUGAUGCUGCCCUCUUCUGCUUGCUUUCUGACAUAGACACACACUGAUGAAUGGGUGCACACAUCAGCAAGUGACUGGUCUAGUACUCAGUCUCUUUCAGGGCCUGGCUUCUGCAGUGCACUGCUUGAGGCAUGUAUUGAUACACAGCCUCUGGUGCCACUGUCUUGCUUCCAUGAGGAUAUGCCUCAGCAAAAGCAGCAGUCCGGCCAGCAUGCUUUCUGCCCCCUUUUCCUGAAGGAGAGUGGGGGGGGGCUGUCUCAGCUGUAGAGCACCACAAUAGGCAGAGAAAAGGUCUGUCUUUGGUGUCCAUACCUUUUGGCUUCACUACUAAGGCCAGCCAAAACCUGCUUAUUAUAUUAUUAAUUACUUCCCAGAUACCUCAUAGGAUUAUUAGAGCCUAUACUUUGAUGCUGUAUAGACAUUGUCCAACAUUGAUGAACUGAUUAUGAUUAACAGCACAGUCCUAACCAUGUCUACUCAAAUGUAAAUCCUUUGGAUUCAGUGAACCUUACUCCUGGGUAAUUGGGGUUAGAGUUGGAAGCCUGAGUCAGACUUCUGUGGGUUGAUUUUCAGCUACAAAAAUAAAGUGUAUUUAUUUAGUUAUUAAUUGGAAUGAUACAGGCAAGCGCUCACAAAGCUACUCCAUGGAUAACAUUGCAUCAUGAGAAUGUAACAAGAUUUUGAUUUGAGAUUAGUAUGCCUGACUGCCACUUAUUUUGCAAAUGGAGUGAACUGCAUUGUAAAGUGUUUCAAUUGCAAGUGUGCAAGUACAAAUAGCAGUAAGGAUAAAGUGCACCCUUUGUGCAUUUUUUAAGAAGUGAAUUACUUAGCAAAUCUCAUUUUCUAUCAUGCUGAACGUAAGGAAUAUAUAAAUAGCUUUAGUCUAGGUUGAAAAUAAAGUUUCCCUACAAAAUCCUUCCAUUCUACCAUGUCAAAUGCCUUUGCUGCAUCCAAAAACACAAGUAGUCUUGGUGGUUUGCUUAUAUGUGCAUUCUUGCUAAGGUUAAUUACUUUUGUUAUGCUUAUAUUAAGUUGUUUGCCAUUUGUGAUGUCAGUUUAAAAUGGGUGGAUGUAGCCAACAUUUAUUUUGUUUAAUAAGUCAGGAUCCUUCCCAUGAUCUUCUAGAACAGAGCGGUCCAACCUCUCAGACCAAGUGGGUUGCAAGAGUACUUUGACACAGAACCUGCAGGCCACACACUGAAUUAAAUUUCCAUAUCAUAAAUUAAAGUAUUUGUAACAUAGUUAAUGUUAUUUAAAUACACAAUAGAUCUAAUAUGUUUACUUAUUAAACAAAAUUUAGUACACAAACAUAUGUAUGUGCUUUCAUUAACAACGGAGACAUUGAGUCCCUGUCAGGAUAAUAGGCGGGAUAUAAAUAAUAAUAAAAAAAAUAUUUUAGAAGUCUUCUAGUAAAAAAGAUUGAAGCCUCUUGUGAAGCAAGUAAAUAAAUGCAGCCAAAGAAGAAGGUGUGGGGUGUUCAACCGCUGUUCAUCCUCACCUGCCAGCUGGUUGCCACAGCGCUGCAUGGACCAGCCUCCUGAGCAACAUGGACCCCAGUAUGAUUUGGGCCCCCCAUAUUACAGCACUAAGCUCAGGAUGAGCCCACAGUUGUGUCCCUGUCCUCCAGCACCCCAGCAUUGCCCACUCCCCCCCCCAGCAGCACUCGGGUACUCUCCUGGCAUCCAUGGGUCCUGUUUCUAAACAAAACGCUGGAAGGCAGAGAAGGAGAACCUGUCCAAGGCAGGAGCACCCCUGGUUUGGAAGUGGUGACCCCCCCCCCCAAAGAGAAAGGAAUAUGGUUUGGAUUGGGAGAAGGCAGCUACUUGCAGCAGAUUCAAGGACUGCCUGCUCAAUGUCCUGGGUUGGGGGAAGCAGGAGGCUAGGAGUUUCAAGUCCCGAAGGGGAAGGCAACAAGGCCAUGGCAGAAUAUCUGCCCUGAGAGCCCUGCCCUGGGCAUUAGUCUCCUGCCCUCUGGACCCAGCCAUGUACAAGAAGAGCAGAGGGGCAGUUUGUAAUACACAGUGGCACACCAUAGCCAAUCAACCCCCACUACCAAACAUCUGGCCGCUGUCCAGUCACCUGGCAUGCCUGUGGCUGGGGAAGUGGGGGACCAGGACUUCAAUGACACUGGAGCGUAACAAUUCGCUGCUGCUGCUGCUGGUGGUGGUAGUUGACUGAGGUGGGGGAGAGAUCUCAGAUGUUGGGAUUCCCAACAGUCCUUUGGUGCUUAGCAAGGGUCGCAUGCGAGUUGCAUGUUGGACCACUCUGUUCUAGAAUAUAGAUACUAUUUUAGUGUGUAUAUUUUAUACAUUUGUAGCUGUUUGAUUGUCUUGCCUGCUCCAGACUCAUUAAUUCCCCUGUAGUAUGGGAAAGAAGUUGAUCUGUGUUUGGAAUAUACACGCAAACCCUUAGAAACGAGCUAAUAUGUAAAUGAGCAGAGAAGCUUGUUUUAAUUUGUGCAAAUAUUCAGUUCAAGGAUAUAAAAAUUAAGUCCAUAAUUGGAAGCUAUUGCUUUUUCAGAAAUUGAUUUUUAUUAGCAAAAGAAACUUCAGUAUGAUAGCACUGGUUAAAUAACACAUAGGUUUCUAGUUGCUAAUUUAAUCCUCAGUUACUGUUGUGGCGGAACUGAUAAGACUUCUAAAGGUUCAGUACAUAUUUAAUUCACUGUCCUUAAUACAUUGACCAGUUAGCCUGGAGCAGAUACUAGUUUGUUUCUUACUUCAGAGGAUUGGAAACAGGGGCAAUUUGAAAGAGGGGCAAUCACUUGUGGUUUGUACACAUCCCCCUGAUCUUUCUGGUAAACAUGCUUUUGCUUUUUUUGUUUUUGGCUAACUGAGUGUGAGAAAAGAUUGUUAUUCCAAUAAUAACAGCUUUCAUUUGUUACAAUGUUGAUUAUUUUUCAGUUCCUCUCUUAUUUAAUAUCUUUCCUAUAGUUGUACUGGGAAAAUUUAAAUAUGCUUGUGCAGCUUGGGGUACAUGCUGCUUCAUUCUAACAGUGGGUAUAUUUGUAAGUAUUGUUGAUUGUACAAGCCUAUAAUGUGAACCUCAGGUGUGAACCUCAUUGAAUUCAAUAGGAUUUACUCCCAGGCAAGUGUGCAGGAUUGAAGCCAUAGGCUUUUUAAAAGGAAAUUUCAUCAAGGCCAGCAGUACAAUUUUUGCAAAGAAACAUGUAAUAUAGUUUAUAGGUGGUAUCAAAUAGUGAUCCACCAUUGGUGGAAGGAAUCCCAUCAGCAGGUUUUUCUCAAUUCCCCUCAUGUCAUUCCGUAAAUAUGCUACAUCUGAGGCAGAUUUAGAGGGAUUGCAGAGAGCUCCAGGGGGAAGGGAGAUAGCUGAAUACUGCCUCCUUCACUCUUCUGCCACAGAGUCACCACUGGAUGCCACCGGAUGUUCUAAAGGUAGUCAAUGGUAGUUCUAAAGGUAGAUGAAACAUAGAGUUGUGAAGGCAGUGGGCGGUGGAAAUAGUGUGUGUUUUUUUUAAAAAAAUACUCUUACGAUACAUUUUUAUUUUAGAAUGCUUUUCAGUUUUUUUAAUGUAUGAAAUAGUGCAGCAUGGGGAAAUAAUUCUGAUAUUUGCCGUAUUCAAGAUCAACAUGCAUUAUUUACACUGGAUUCAUUCUUACAACCAGACAUUUAAUCUUUGUCACACUGUACGUUUUGCAUGCUUUCACCUAUAGAGGGAAUGCCUUUAAAAUAUCUCCAAAUGACAGUGCAAGGGAACCACCAUCCUAUAAGCCAAACUAGACCCAGAAGGGGUCCUAAUUUGGCUUUUGAGGCCAUUUCCCCAAAACCAUAUCCACCUGCCUCGCAUCUAAUAUCAUAUGUGAUAUGAGGUAUGGGGCAGGCAAAGGUGCACCUUGAAAUGUACAAUCUAGAUUACUAAGGAUUGUCAGCUUUAUAGCGAGCCCGGCAGCUGUGCUGUUGAGUUCCCGAUCAGCUGAUCAGCACUUACAGUAAGCCCCACACUGUUUGAAAUCAAAGGAACAUUUCUACUUUGAAAACCAUCUUAAGUUCACUUUGCCUUGGUCGAACUCAACUGUCUUAAGAAUGAAGUAGCAAACAAAAAUGAAAUGCAAAUGACUAACAGGUAGAAAGUUACUGGGCAGACUAGAGCAGUUUCAUUUGAUGCAAAUAGAAUGCCUAUAUUUGGCAGGCAAAGUGUAAAUACUCAUAUUUGAGAAAGUGUCAGAUUAAAUCUCCAUUUGUUUGGAAAAGCCUCUUUCAACUCAUUAUAUCAGAUAGUAGCAUCGAUUCAGUUUAGAGAGUAACUGCAGUGGGUAACUUGAUUACAUCUAAACUAUUAAAUAUUUAAGAAAUGUAGUGCUUUUAAUUAUGAAAAUUGAAUUUAUUUUUUUAUUUAAAAAAUAUUUUGAUUCCUUUUGUAUAUUCACAUCUUUGCCUUCUGCACUAUACAGAUUAAAAACCCUUAGAGCAGUGGUGUCCAAACUUUUUUCAAGAGGACCAGAUUUGAUGAAGUAAAGGGCCGACCAAAGUUGUUAAACUUUUUUUUAGGAUUGAAGUUGCUGAGGGUUUUUUUUUUAGGAUUUUACCUCAGGAAAUAAACUGCCACAGGGGCCGACUGGUGGGCUGGAUUAGGCCCCCAAAAUGGACUUUCGACAUGCCUGCCUUAGAGGAAGAAAGCAUGCCUUUCCUAGCUCAGUAAUAAUUAUGCAGAUAGUAACUUUAACAGCUGAUGUUAGGUUUGAACAGGCCCAAUAAGUUUAAGAAAUAAGCUGAUGUGAGGUAUGAACACACCAAAUACAUUAAAUUAUCUGGGUCAUUCUGAUAUUUAUUUUGCUGUUUUCCUAGAAUUGACUCCUCAGUUUUAUUCCCAAAUUAGCUUUGUUCAUUGUAGUGAUGCAAAGCAUAAAGUGAGUAAAGAGUGCUUGGCAACAUCAUUGUAAGUGAAGUACAGUAGUAAUUUUGUUGAGGUCUUCUCAAUUCACUUGAGUUAGUUAAUUCAUUUUUUAAGGCUUGCUUGAUUUUCUGCAACAGGUGCCUACUGCUUAAAACAUACUCCAAAGUCUUGCAUAAUAAGGCUAGGUCAAGAGUGGGGAACUAUUUGUCCUGUUGGGCCAGAUCCUUAUUGGUCCCCUUCACUGUGGACCAACUUGACAGGUGGGUAGGACAAUCCAUCUGUCAAAAACAUGUUCUCAAAUGAAUGGUAGGUGGGCUGUCAUGCCCACUUGUCAAAGCCCUUUGCGCAGCGCUCCCCAAGGGCUUGACAGCCAACUGGUGGCCAGCUGCUUGGAAACUGCAGCACAAGGAGCUUUCUACAGAAAUUAGCUGUGUGAUUUGAGUUUCCCAUGGGAAACUCAGUUACCCAACUGAUCCUGCAGGCUUGAACUCCAGCAUUCUUGAAGCUGAUGGUCAGUGACUUCAGCUCUCCUUUUUUCAGGGAUUAGUUUUGUGAUCAGGUUCUCCACAGGGAAUUAGGUUGCACAGCCAAUCCAACUGCAUUUACCUGCCCUACACAUCAAGUGUGGGGCAAGUGGGUGUAGUAUACAUAUUUUUAACUUCUUUUUCUUUACCAUGUCCAGUUUUCUUAUUCAUCAAAUAUUACCAUUACAAUUAUAUGAACAAGUACUGUAAUACAGUCAACUCUCAACAUGCUAGGAUUAUGUUCUAGGGAUAGUACAUAAAGCCAAAAUCACAUAUAGUCCAAACAUGCUCUCCCAAGGUGAGUGAAAUGGUGGGUAGGAUUGCCAGCUCCCCCCACCUUAAUUUCAAUGUUAUAUCAGCUAAGCAUGUAAAGCUAAAUUCGUGCAAGAUAGAUGUGCUUAAGUUGUGAAUUGACUGCAUACAAUUAAAUUGGGUGUCUCUGCAUUUAGAGCAUCCCUGCCAGAUAAGAACAUUUGCAUCAGAAGAUGCACAUUUCCAACAUCAAAGAUUCUUUUCACUUACUUUUAGAAUGGUUAAGUAUCAGCUGUAUGCCACUUUUCUCUUAUAGUACGCAUCAAUAGCUUGAGUUAAUUUUUCAAAAUAGCCUAUUUCUUAUCAAUAUUUUUUAAUUCCAAAAUUCUCAUUGAUGUAUUUUCUAGUUCCCUUUUCCAGAAAUCUACUUGAACUAUCUCGUAUGAAUAGGAAACUAGAAAUUGUUUAAAGCUUCAGUAGACUAGAAAGCAAGAGAUAGGUGGGAACCCCUGGGCGUUUAGAAAAACUGCUGUAAAUCAUUCUGAGCCCAUGGAGUAGAAGGAUAUAAAUAGAUCACAGUGGAACCAAUUUCCUCUCCAUCCUUCAAAAGGGGAGGGAGACCCUGGAUGGAUGCUGUGUGCGCGCGUGCGCAUGCACAAUCACACACACACCCUCUCUUUCCCCCUCCCAUUCCCCUUUGCAUUGCAGUCCAGGUUAGGGGCUGGCUGAGCAGCUUCCUAUGUUACCAGUCCUGAACAACCAUCCCCCAAACUAAGGCUACGGCCAGGUGAUUAAGGUUUGAACUGUUAACAACCUAGGAGCUAUGUGGGGGAAGAGGAAAGCUGAGGCCUCAUGUUGUCUAAUCUGGAAGUAUUGUGGGCACACUUAGCAGCAUUGCAAAGCCUUUUCCACCGGCCAUUUCCUUUAACUUCAGUCAUCUCUAAAAAUGGGUGUAUACAGUCAUCAGUAGCAAAGGUUGCUGCCUGAAGUUUCUUGCUUCCUUCAGGAACCAAAGAGUAUCCCAUCUGUGUCAUUUGGAUGCCUCUUUAAAGCGGUUUGAUGGAUUGAAAUCUAGUCUAGGAAAGCAGUAUAUUGGUAAAGGAGUCUUUGUUAUUAACAUUAAUUGUAGAUGCUAUAACAUUUCAGUCUGCUUAAACUUCUGUAUUUCUGCCCUUCUAGGAACAGAAAAGUGGUGGACUACUCACAGUUUCAGGAGUCAGAUGAUGCAGGUAAAUUUAAAACUGAUGACAGUCUUUGGCAGCUACUUAAAGUGGUGGGCACUGCAUGGUUUAAAGAGCAAGGGUGCUUCUAAGGUGUUUAGUUUUAUUCAGCCAAACAGUAAGCAUAAUGCUUUAGCAAGGGGUGAUGCAGAUGUGCUGUCUUGAAUAGGUAUUUGGGAGUUGCUAGUUUGGUCAACACAUUGUUUUAGCAUGUGGCUUUUUAAUUUCCAUUCCUCUGGGGCUCUCUUCCUUCUUGGAGUACUGCAAGUGAAUUAUAUUAAUGUUUCUGGAACCUCUACAGGAUUUUUUUCUUCCUUUCUUGGAAAGCACACAUGCUGCUACUGUCUGAUGAAUGAAGCUGCUAUGGUGGUAAUUAAUGAAAACAAAAUAUGGUGCUAUCCUAUGUUGUUUCUAAUUUUGUUUUGUUGGCUAUUCUGUUAUAACUUGUGCAAGAUCUUCACCAAUCAAGAAACAACAAGAACUUACCAAGGCAUUUAAAGCCAACCAGUGUGUCUGUCGAGCUCUUAACUAUUGUAGUUUGGCUUAUGAAUUAGGUUUGUAUCCAAUGCUAAUCCUGCUCACAGUAGACCCAUUGAAAUUUAUGAACGUAAAUUAUUCAUGUCCAUUAACUCCAGUGGAUUUACUCUGACUAGGACUGGCAUUGGAUACAACCCUUAACCAUUUACCAUCUUUAUUUUUUAAAAAGACCAAAAACAUACCCCAAUAAAAUUCAUCAUGACAGACAGACUGUGGCAGUAGGCAUAAGUGCAGUAUUGUUGUGAAACCUGUAUUUCAGUUUCUACCUUCCUUUUUAUUAAUUGAUAUGCUUUAUGCACCAUCACUCAACAGGUUCCGAGGGCAGCUCUCAGUAUUGCAGCCAAAUAUUAAGUAUUGUAUAUUGUUCCUCCUCCAGGAAACUUUAUAUGAACUGAGUGUGCCUUAGAGCACACCACAUCCAGGGGUCCACUGUGGCUUCAAGUUGCAGUGGAUUGGGAGCAGUGGGCAAAAUACUGUGGUGCGUCCAUCAUUAUUCUUCACAUGAAACCCUGAUAAUUUGAGAAAUCCUUAUUGUAUGACACUACUGUUCACCUGUGUAUAAAAGCAGUUGUAAAAACAAUUGACAACUGCUCACUGCUAUUUGGAUAUAAACCAGAUAGUCUCCUGUGGUCUGCCAGACAGAGAAAUUGAGAAGUUAAUGAGAUCUGUAUUCAAAGGGUAGAUUUGUAAUCUGGGGAACCGGGUUCUCGUCUCCACUCCUCCACAUGCAGCUGCUGGGUGACCUUGGGCCAGUCACACUUCUUUGAAGUCUCUCAGCCCCUCUCACCUCACAGAGCGUUUGUUGUGGGGGAGGAAGGGAAAGGAGAACGUUAGCCGCUUUGAGACUCCUUAGGGUAGUGAUAACACGGGAUAUCAAAUCCAAACUCAAUGAAACUGCCAUGUUAUUUUACUGGGGCUUUUAAAUAUUCUCUUGAGUGUUAAUUUCCUCUAAGUAUGAGUUUAUUUUUAAAAUCUCAUAAAUUGCUGUUUAAUAGGCAUUACUUGAAUUCCAUAUCCAAACUAAUUAAAAUACAGCCAACUUAAAAUGAACCAUAAUAAUUGCAGAGAAUCAUCAAAUCCAAUCUAAAAGACUACUAGGUUUUCAGCAGCCCCGAUUUUCAGUUGUUUCAUGGCAUUUUAGCAGGAUGCUGUGCUUAGUGUUAAUCUUUCAUGGUUAUACCAUUUAAUUAUACUAACUGGCAAACCUGUAAUCAUCCACAACACCUGUUUUAUCCCACUUACAAUAUAGAUGAAGAAUAUGGCAGAGAUUCAGCCCCUCCAGCCAAGAAAAUUCGUUCAUCACCAAGGGAAGCAAAAAAUAAGAGGCGGUCUGGAAAGAAUUCUCAGGAGGAUAGGUAAGCAAGAUCCCUACUACUUAAGUUUGUUAUAUAGGUGGCUUUAACUUGAGGACCUAUACACUUUUCCAACUUAGUUUGGAUGACUAGGAAAAGGGAUUUUUUAUAUAUAUACAGAAAAUGACAAAUAUAGUGCCCUAUACUGUGUGUUUCAAUAAAAGCACUUCAGCUUUUUUCAAAUAAAUUGUAGUUCUCUUAUUCUGGACUUCUUGUCUUUCCUCUGAAAUGGGUUUUGGAUUUUUUAUAAGCUGGUAGAGUAGCAGGGGAUUGUUGCAAACUUCAAAGAUAAAUACCAUUGCUAUGCAGAUUUUAUAGUUAAAAUUUGUAUUGUUUCCUUCAGAAUUCUCCCUCCUUGCAACUUGGGAAGCACAAGAGUUGCUUCAGCAAUUAAGCAAAAUUGCUUGUUGUCUGAAAGCUAUAUUUAGAAUGAUGCAGUAUAAAAGUACUUUAGUAGAUAUCUUUUUAUUCCUGGAGUAGAUAAUAAACUGAAUAGAAUUAAUAAAUUCAGUCAGGUCUUUUUGUUCAGAUGAAACAACCUAGCUGCUUUCCUCCUUUACCUCAGAAUGCACUAAUAAUAAAAUAAUCUUCAUGGUUGUACUUGAAUUAGAUCUACUAAUUUUCCUUUUCACAGUGAAGACUCAGAAAAAGAUAUGAAGACAAAGAGAGAUGAUUCUCACUCAGCGGGUAAGUUAUGCAUCUUACUAUAUAGAUAACCAGCUGGAGUUCUUUUCCCUGCCAUUGCUUCUCUCAGAAAUUUUGACUGUGUUCUUCUCUAAAUUGUCUGUAACAGUAUCAAAUGCACUUUCCUUUGUUCUGCGCUUGCUCACUGGUCUUUAGCAUUAAAGCCUGGAAUAGUCCACCAUUUCUGAUUGUGCUUCCCUGCAGUAGAAGGCUAAGAAUAACUUUUAUCACCAUGUUUUCCUCAGAUGAAGAUUUUGGCAGUGAGGAUGACUUAGGAGCAGAUGAUGGCAAAGCUGAUAGUGACUAUGAGAGUUCUCAAAAGAACAAAAAAGGGAAAAAAGUGAAACCUGACAAGAACAAAAGAGCAACUUCCAAAUCCAGGAAAAGGGCUGCAGGUAAAGGCUGUGUAAAUCAAGUAACUCACUAUGACCUGGUUUGCAUGUUACAUUCAGCCAUAGUUAAAAUCAUGGUUCAGUGGGAAUGAGCAUUGUGCUGGGUGCAUGCUACUGAAAUCAGGGACUUCACUUUUCUCCUCUCCUCUCCUGCUUCUGCUUCUGCCAUAUUUCCAGGAAACAAGCUGUGCUGUGGCUUGUUGUAUUGGCUCGUGGUUUGUUCCUCUCCAAAGAAACCAUGAACAGAAGCCAAGGUUUGUUCUUGGUUUACCAUUUAUGGUGUGUUUGGAGAAAAACCAGGGACGCAUGAUUCACAUGACAUAACUAGCAAGCCCAUAGUUUGUUUCCUAGUACAAGGGAGGAACAAAGUGUCUGUGUUUUCAGCAGUGUGCAGAAGUGCCCUGCACAUUCACAUUAAUAAUAAUAAUAAUAAUUUAUUAUUUAUACCCCGCCCAUCUGGCUGGGCUUCCCUGGCCACUCUGGGCGGCUUCCAAAAGAAUAUUAAAAUACUAUAAAACAUCAAACAUUAAAAGCUUCCCGAAACAGGGCUGCCUUCAGAUGUCUUCUAAAAGCCUGGUAGUUGUUGUUCUCUUUGACAUCUGGUGGGAGGGUGUUCCACAGGGAAGGCGCCACUACCGAGAAGGCCCUCUGCCUGGUUCCCUGUAACUUGGCUUCUCGCAGUGAGGGAACCGCCAGAAGGCCCUCAGUGCUGGACCUCAGUGUCAGGGAUGGAGCCAGGGAUGGAGAACCUCAGGUGCUGGGGACAAAUGUGGCCCUCCGAGCUUCUUUAUCUAGCCCUCAAGACACUCUCUAGGCCAAAAUCUGUCCCCAGGCUACAACCCUCAUUGGUUCUACUCUACUUUCUUGAGUGUAUUUACCUGGCUGGAAUACGUCCUUGAACUGUGAUGAGGCUUCUUGCUUCCAUGUUAGAGGAUGGAGAGGUAUAGGAGAAGGAAUAGAAACCUCUGGCUUUUGCUUGCCUGAAAUGUAGCCUACUAUAAGAGGAAUAUCCAUUGCUCCACUCACUUUUGCCUUUAAUCUCCACCCAUCACUGGCAUUUGACCCAUUCCAAUGUGACCUCAAGCUAAAGAUGUCCCCCACCUGUGUAUGAAGCAGUAGGUAAUGAUAUGUGCAACCUGACCUACAUUAAACUUCAGUUUCCUGCAAUAUAUUUGUAUCUAUCGAUUCGGUUAAUGCCUAUCAGUGCAAGCUUAGCCAUGUCUGCUGAUAAGUAAGUCACAGUAAAUUCAGCAGGGCUUAUUCCCAGAUAAGUGGUGUUAGGAUUGCAGCCUUAAUACAUGUCAUCACCUUCAUAACAUCUUACAUAGACAAUUUCAGGUAAUGCUGUUUCAGAAAACUGAGGAUCCAUUUCUUACUUAAUUUAGCCAACUCGGCAUAUCUAAGCAACCAUACAUAUUAGGUGUGUGAAUGGAAGACUGGUCAAGUUAUACCUAAACUUGUUGAAGAAUAAAUAUUAUUGCACAUUCUGCUUCCUCACUGGACUUGCUUCAAAGCUUUUUGUAGCCUGUGCUGCUUAGCACAGUCCCUUCAGCCAAAGGAUAUACAUUAAAACAUUCAUCAGUUUUGAAUAAAAAUACACAAAUUUAUUUGUUAACACAGUAGAUGGAUAAUUUAGAGAUUUUUACAUUUUUAUAAUAUGAAGAGAACAAUAUAUGUUAACAAACCAGAAAGAGGAACUGAGGGAAUUCGUAGGGGGGUGGGAGGGGGGUAUACGGGGGCGGCAGGGGGGAAAUUGGGGGGGGGGAUACAAUUGUUGGAAUAAUUUGUUAUGUGAAAAUGGUUAAUAAAUUUAAAAACAAAAAACAUUCAUCAGUAACUGUUCUUAGGCCACAAUCCAUUGUGCUGGGGAAGGCUUCCCCCUCUGAGCUCAAAAAGACCUCUGAUCACAGAGUUAUGGCGAAGUCACUCUUCCAGGGGUGAGCUCCCUGUUCUGCCUGCUGAAAUGCCCACAAAAAUCUCCAGAACAGAAUGCUUUUGGGGGGGGCGGGGCGGGGAGGGAUCCUGAGCCAGCCCCACCACUAUCACUUGGCAGCCUCAGGCCCAAUCAGCUGCUCAACUCGUGCCUUGCUGCCUGGUGAAGGUUGGGAUUGUUCUACCCUGGGCCAGCCAGCCAAAGACAUUUUGGCACCUGAGGUGAACCACAAAAUGGCAGCCCCUCCCCGCCAGGGAAGAAGGGAUGAGUGAAGAUCUACAUCAGGUAUAACAAGUAAAUGAUGAUCUACAUGGGGAUCUGCUGCCCCUGUGGAUCCAGCUGCCUGACAUGGUCGCAUCACUUUGCCUCCUGGGUGAGCUGGCCCUGGCUCUAUCCAUCCUUUUCUGUCCUCAUUUGAUUAGCAUCUUGGUUCUGAUUUUGGUUAUACUUCCCUUUUUAAAAGAAAGAAAGAAUCAAUGUUUAUCCACAAAGCUUUGCUACCUUUUCUCAGAUGAGAGAGCCAGAGAAGGGAAAUGAACAGUAUGUUAUGUAAAAACUAGCCCUGCUUCUUGUUUUUGUUUAGUCGUUUAUCGUGUCCGACUCUUCGGGACCCUAUGGACCAGAGCACGCCAGGCACUUCUGAGCCCUGCUUCUACUGAGUUCCAUUUCCAGUGUAGAGAGCAGCAGGUUAACCAGUGCUGGGUGUUCCAUUAUUUACCAUUACAGAUGGGUAUUUUGCAUGGAGACAACUUCAGAAUGAUUGAAAAUUAGAAGCUUUCAGAUAAGUUUGGUGUUCAGCAAAUCUGAAUUAUGUCAUGAAUAGAUAAGCCUUUAUUUCCCCCUAGUUUCUUCCCUACCCCAGUUGGAAAUGUGUGCUGUACUGUCCAUCUUCAGUGUUCUUUGGUGACUUUAUAACAGAGGACAGUGAGGAUGAGAAAGAAGAUCAGAAAAAUGUGCGCCAGCAGCGACAGGCAGCAUCCAAAGCUGCUUCCAAGCAGCGAGAAAUGCUCAUGGAUGAUGUGGGCAGUGAGGAGGAAGACCAGGAAGAGGAGGAGGCAUCGUUUCAGGAAAGUAAGUGGCACCGAACGGCACACACAAAUGUAGAAUAGAAGUGGGUUCGACAAAUUACAUCCAUGCUUGAUCUAUCCAGGCUAAGCUGCCAAGGUAGGCAAACUUGACAUUUCUGCUUCUUGAGUAUUGAAUGCACUUCAUUGUUAAUGUACUUAGUGUCCAGCUUGGCUGUUGACAACAAAGAGGGAAGGGAAAACAACGCUGUCCCUCAAGUUCAGGGUCCAAAUCUUUUAGGACAUGUGGAGAGCUUUUAGUCAAUAUUUCUAUUAGUAACAUACAAACUUGCCAUAUUCGUCACUGUUUUAUCUUCAGCACUGGACAACAAACUGAACAGGCCACUUUGAUUACAAAUACCAUCCUAUCUGGCUUCAGGAGACAGUAAAGGGCCUCAAAUCCCCUUGUGUACAUGGUUAGCAAUUAAAAAUCAAUAUGUGGUAAAAUGCCUGCACCUCAGAUUUUAUUUCUUGCUUGUUCUGUUGUGCAAAUUGACAUACCCUUGCUCUAAAUGAUGAAAAGUGGGGACCCAUUUCUUAUUUGCUGUGAAUGUGUGCAAAUAAACAAGAGAAACCCAGUGAGCUGAUGAACUAGAAUCAUGGACAUCUGGAUUCAAAACCUGGAAGUCUGUUAUAGGAAGCAGUAAGCUACUGCUAUUCCAUAUAUAAUAAGUUACUGGUGUUUGUUUCCGAGGGCACUUCUACAGCUUGCUACAAGAUGGAAGACCAUAUUGAACAAGAGAACAGACAUAGGCUGGGAAGGGAAUUCAUAUAGAACCUACAGCGGCUGGCAUAGGAAAUGGUCAGGAUGAGCCUCCAUGUAAUUGCUCUUGAGGGAAGGAGAAAUAUGCCUAUGCCACUGCUGUUUUAAAUAAUUGUGCUGCUUGUCACCAGUCAUAAAGCAGAUUUACAUGAGGAAAUACUGAGGCGCAGAAGUCCUGAUUUCUCCAAGUUCUAGCAAGUAUGUUACAGGAUAUAGAAGCCAAGAAUGCUGACUUCUAUCCCUUGAUCAACCUACCAGACUUUCUCCCCCAUUCUGUCUCUCUUCCAAGUGAACAAGGACAGCCCUUCUUAGAGACAUUUCAUUCCUCUCUCUCUGCACAGAAGAGUCUGGCAGCGAUGAAGACUUCCUUGUGGAAGAUGAUGAUGAUAGUGACUAUGGCAGUUCAAAAAAGAAGAACAAAAAAGUGGCUAAGAAAUCCAAACCAGAAAGGAAAGAAAAGAAAAUGCCUAAACCAAGGCUAAAGGCUACAGGUGAGCUCAGCUUGCUUCCCCUUUGCACCUGUUAGGAAUAACAUAAUGGAAAUUUGCUUGCAAGUGCUUAUGUUUUCUCAGCUCUUCAUCUCUUGUGCUUGAAAGAAUAGGAAGCAAUCAAUUUUCAACUAGCAAUUUAUCCCUAUUAACAUACAUGGCAGUCUGUAUAAUGUGGUAGAGCUGAUUACUGGAAAGUUCUUGUAUGGAUUGCUCCUGAUUUCAAAGAAGCUAGUGGCUGUAUCAGGAUGGGAUUCUAUGACUUCUUGGUUACCAGUAUUGUGUUCAGACCACUUGCCAGUGCUGAUUAAAACAGGUGAUGUUCGUGCCUACCAAUCCUAAUAAAUUCCCUUUGUUCCAUUAGGCGUGAAAAUAAUAUGGUGAAUCUUAGGACAGUUCCAGGUGUAUCCAAAGCUACAUACAUCCUGAAAGCAUAAAUGCUCAUUUGGUUAAACCUUGUCUUAAGAAAAGUGUAAGCACAGUGCGGGUGGAAAUUUUUUGGGAGGCUUCGAUUAAAUUAUCUAAACAAUUACUUGGAUAACGGGUAUGCCCAACUGUUAUGUUCCUUUAAAUAUCAAAUGUAUCAUGAUUCUAGCAGAAAGGAAGAGAUGGUGCUCCUAACCUUUAGCUGCUAUACUGAAGGAGAAUUUUAGAAUAAAUGCAUUCACACUGGCUGUGUUUUCAGCCUAAAAUCAGUUACAACACUUGAAAUGCUGUGCAUUAUUUAGGAGUAUGUACAACCAUGUUAUUGCCACAUGCCCAGCUUACAUUACACUAACCCUGUGAUGCCUUCGUAUUUUAGUGAAAGUCAUUCUGUUUCAAAUUUGCUUUUAUCAUAACUGGCUGCUUACCCUUGGAGAAGAGAAAGAUGGUGAGCAUCAGUUCUAAGAAAGUUUUAAUGGCACCUUUAAGAAGGAUAUGGGAGAGGGUGCCUCAUUGCUGGCACAUUUUAUUGCUGACACAAUAGCAGGCUCUCAUAAGUCUUUUUAAAAUAAUAAUUAAAAAAAAUACGGUUCUUAUUAGGAGGAAUUGGGCAUUGUCCUGAGCACACCAAGCCCAAGGAAGACAAACAGCCAGUAGCUUAAUUCUUUACUGACAGCAUGCACUAGAGUAGCUCCUAAGGUGCACCAAACACACACACACAUACUUAUGGCAACUGAAUAACUGGUACUCCUUCCCUGGGCUUGUGCUCUGAGCUGGACUGUUGCGUCCACAUGACCCUGCCUCCACCCACACUUAAGUUCCCUUCCCUGACAGGGUACACACAAACAAGCUGUGACUUCUACACUGAAAUCACCGCUGUGCCUGUCUCUUCAAGCCCGUCCUGGUCCUGGGAGACAACAGGGAAGGGGACGGAGGGAAUUCUACCAGCCUGCCCCUCUCAACAGUUUCUUCCUCUGCUCCUGAUGCAUCCUGCACCCCUUCCACUGUCUCUGACUGUUCAGACACUUGGUCCAGACCAAGCUCCUGCCUCACAGGUGGCACAAAACCCCAUAAAUCACUGACACCCCCCCAUCAGCCUCAGGGGGCCUCUGCCACACACUUCUUGGAGCCCUGACAAGCACCAUCUUGUAGGAAUUUAAGCUAUGUUCAAUAGUACUAAUACAUUUUCAUUCCUACAUUACCAGAUUGAAAAGUUAAGAAAGGAAAAACAUAUUUUAAAAUGUGCUCAGAAGCUGAUUUUUUUAAAAAAGCACUAAUUGUAAGAUUCUUUGUUACAUUUUGAUGCUUUUCUUCCUUCAGUUACACCUAGUCCAGUGAAGGGCAAAGGGAAGGGAGGCCGUCCCACAGCUUCAAAGACAUCAAAAGAAAAGACCCCAUCCCCAAAAGAUGAUGACGAAGAGCCUGAAAGUCCUCCAGCAAAGAAGAAAUCAGUUAGUCCUCCUCCAGACAAAUCUGGGGAUGAAGGGUCUGAAGAUGAAGUCCCCUCUGGUGAAGAUUAAAUGGUGGUGUGGGAGAGAAACUUUUUUUGAGAGAGCGAGAGAGAGUAAGGAAAAGAGAAUAUACUUAGGGGGUAGAACAUGGUUUUGGUUGUGGCUUGACUCAUGGGCUGUGAAUGCCACCUUUACUUUAGCUGUUUUAAUAGUACAGUGCUUUCUUCUUUUUUUAAGAGAACCUUUACACAAUAAUGAUUUGACGUCACAGUCUCUACUGGCCAUUCCGUUCUCCCCAACCAAAUUUGAAAGCCAUUUAGAUUUAAAUUAACAGCAUACUAAAGAUAUAUUUUUGAAGGCUUACUGCAGUUGUAAAGCAAUAAGGAUGAGGCUGAUACUUGGAAAUCAUAGUUAACUAAUGGUAUAGGUUUUCCAAAGCUGCAGAAAUUCUUCUAAGGCAACUGUUGCUUAAUUGAAUCCAAAACAAAUAUAUUAUUGCACAUUGCAUUUCCUUUGACAUAAUUAGUAUAUGAAUUAGUUUGAAAUCCAUCAUGGGUUUUAAGUUCCAAUACUCUGAAUGUUUGGGGUUCCACAGUCUUGUUUUAAUGACCAUUUGGUCUGUUCUAUUUUUCAGUCUUCUGAAAGACCCUACCUGUUCAUGCCGUAGAUACUAUUGCUGCUUAUUGAUAAGGAUAGGAUUCCAUUCAUUUUUUCCCUGACUCUCAUUCGUUUUGAAAUGUCCAUCUUUUUAUGCUGCUUUGAAGCUUUGCAUAAAAUUUAAAGCUUGGUUUCAGGGAGAUUUUUGGAAGCUGGAACAACUGUUUUGAAAAGUUGGGAUGGGAGGCUGAGAGAGGUAUUCUUUAGAAACGUGGAAGUGACUUUAUAUAUUGGCACAGUGUCUUUUUCAAUCCAAGAGUCAUGGCUUAAGUACUCCUUUCCCUGAGAUCCUCAAAAGUCAGACUACACAGCUUCCACCAACAAGGAGUUUAAUUUAUCCUGAACCAUCAUUUCCUUGCUUAGUUUAGUUUCCCCUGCUUUCUGCUUUCUCCAUUGCUAGAUCUUACUUAUUCUCUAGUUAGCAGAGGCUAUAUACCUAGGAUAAGUGAGGAGCAGAGUGUGAACUGGAAGACAUGAUGUAGCAGAAAUAGUGCAUCUCAAAAUCAGGAUAUCUUUCCAGUGCGCAAAACAAGUUUUCACUGAUGUAUCAGUAUUGCCAAUUUAGACACAAGACAGAUUUUGCUUUUCAGUCCCAGGUAAUUACAAAUACUGCAGUAUUAAGUGUGAGUUAGAGUGCCAUCUGCUUUACAUCUUCCAUUUUGUACAGUUGCAGUAACACUUUCAACCAUAAUCUCUUUGCAAAUUGAUUUUGAGUAUCAGUGUUCUGAAGCCAGAUCCUUUGUCAUCUGUGCUAAGAUGGUUAAAAGUGUAGAGAAUGCUAUUCACAAGCAUCCUCUUCAAGGACAAGGUCUGCUUGACUAGUAUUGUAAGGCCAUGCAAAGAAUAUAAAAGCAGUGAAAUACCAUGUAGGUUCUUUCUCUCACACAUGCAUACACACACAUGGCAUAGGUAUGUGCUUUUAAACCUUGGCUUAUUCAGACUUCUGCUAUUUAUAAUAGCUCUACUUGUGUCUACAUGACUUCCACUUUACAUCUGCUUUGGGGUUUAGUGAAAGAACACAAAUUCCUCCUGGGUUGGAGUAACAGUUUUGAAGUUAGCAUAUGUGUUUUUUAACAAUAACUAGAGAGCAAAAAUAUCUUGAGAUCCUCCAUGGACAGAAGCCAGUCCAUCUUGACUCACAUUUGCCAAUUUAGCCAAAGCUUAAUUGGCUGUGUGAUCUGGGUACUACAGGCAUGAAGACUGUAUUGCUUCUUUCAGAGUGUUGAGUUCAAAGUGGUAAACUUAUUCUAUACUGUAAAUGAAGCACUUGGUGACCUAGUCUAUUUGGCUGCUCCAAAUGUACACAUUUUUGAGAGCUUAGCUCUAGCGAUUAUGAUCAGCCAACUGCUUAUUGCUGUCUGAAUAUGUUUCUGCUGAUGAUUCACUUAUUUUGAAAAAUGUGUGUCUUUUUUUUUCUUGGCAUCCUUUCUUUUAACACAUUCAACAGUGUAUAUAGGAUGCAUAAGAAAGUCAUCAAGACUCCUGUUUUUUCUUCUUCGUUUAUUUGAACCCAUUACCCCCUUGAAUUUUUAAAAACAGUUCUGUGUAUCAGAUAUUGUACAUGAUGGAGAGCAGGCUAUUUUAUGUUGAAUCUGUGAAAACCCAAACUAUAUGCUAUGAUUUUACUGGGUUCUGCAUAUGUCUCCCUGGAAGCAAAUAUUUAGAAUAUUGUGAGUGAAAACAUUUAACUGCUUUCUCUCACCAUUCUUUAUAGUCCAGAGAUGGAAGGAAAGUGUUUCCCUCCUGCAGUCCAUGUAACACUAGCAAAAUAAUGUUAAUAUUUUAAACUUGUAAUUCUAGUUUGCAAAAUCAGUUUUCUCUGCCUCUGUGUAUAUGGCUUCUGAGUGCAGUAUUCUAGGGAUGUGAUAGCCGUAUCAGUUCACUAGUUUGUCCCUUGGAACAAGUAUUGCCAGAGAAACAAAUCGGUAUACUUCAGUGUGUGUUACUGUACAUCGAUUGCUUCCUGGGAGUGGCAGGUUAUUUAAUAAGAUUUACUACAAAUUUGCUGAAAAACCAAAAGCAAAUAUUUUCAGUGUAUCGUAAGUUUUAGCUUUGCAAGCAACUGUGAAAGCAGUAUGGGUAUAAACAGAAUUUUAGUAGGGGUUUGAAAGGUUUUUUGCAGCUUACCUUGGGGACUUGACGAGAUAGUGGUUGCCAUGGUGCUGAAGAAACAGCCUGCACACCUUAAAGGUGAAUAUCCAAGUAUAGGAUGGCUUUUACUUUUCAAUCUAAUGUUUUAGGGCAAAUCAAUAAAACUUAAAUCAAGGGGCUUAGUGCUCAGUUUAAUCUAACGUACGAAUCGUGUAUAAAUAUAUUGGGAGAGAUGGGGAAAUGUAUAUACAUUCAGGUGGUCUGUAAACCCUUCUGGAAUUGUUAGUAGGGAAGAUGUGAUGCAGAUACUGAAUAUACUCGAUUGUGAUAUGCCUGCACCAAGUACGGAAACGUUUAAUUAUGUGGAUUGAAAUUACUUUUUAAAACUUAAUUUUAAAGUAUGACUCCCAAGUACAACAAACAGCUAAACUAAGGAGUGGAGGUGGGGCAGGACAAGAGCUAUAACAUGCUGGAAGCUUAUGAGCUGUAGAAAUUGGUGCUUUUGCUUUAUGUAAUUUUUCUGUGGAGUGUUUAUUUUUUUAAAACAAAUCAUAAUGUUGGCACAUUGUUUUAUAAAAUAAAAGGAAAUUGAUUCCUAUGAUUUUAGCUAUUUGGAAAGUUACAUUAGUGCUUUGUGGAGGAAUUUGACUGUUUCCCCCCUUCCCUCCAAAUAUUCAUUGAAUAGGCUCUGUGUGGGGCUUGGGUCCACCUGUUACUGAAACCCAACAACCCUUCCCUCUUCUCUUCUCUCCCCCCUCUUCGGGUUGCAUAUGGAACAAACAACUUGUGGAAUCUUGGGCCCAAAUGGAAACUGGAUAGCAAAUCUCCUCUUGGGCAUGUAAUAAUUUAAGGACCCAUAAUUCACUAAGCUGACAGUUGCCAUUGGUAUUCCUCCUUUCCCCCCAUUCUCAUUUCAGUUUGCUUCACUGGGUAGCUCACACUUGGUUUUUCUUCAUGAAACUUUUCUGUCCCUUGAAGCGGAGGUUUUGCCUUUCAAGUCUAUUAAAGCAUUCACUAUAUGCUGUGUUGACCACUGUUGAGAGUACCUGUUGCCCCACCUGCCCCUGUACAAAACUGUAGAAAAUGGAAUGGUUCCAUCAGUUUGAGCAUGCUUGGUGUGACUGCAAGAUACCAUUGUGCAUAUGCUUUGUAUAUCUGGGGAGGGAUUUUUUAUAGGGGUUUGGGGCAAAACAAUACGCAAACUUGCUUUAAGCCACAAUAACAUGAAAACCCCUUCAAGUAUCUUGUGUGAAUGGGAGUGGGUGUGCGUGUAAGCGUGCAUGUGUGGGUGUCCGUCUGACAACUUAAUGUGUGUUAGAAAUUUGUGAACUUUACUUUUCCCGCAGAAACAGUUAUUACAAAAGUUGUAUAUAAGAGAAUUACAUAAUUUGUUUACCAGGAACAUGUCACAGUAAAACCCUGAACUAUUCUCAAAUGUAAAGAGGUUAAAAAAAAAGACUCCAAGUGGGGCAACUGCCCUUGGCAUCAGCUACAGGUUGAUGAAAUGGAAUGCAGUGGAUAUUUGUCUUGGGUGUUCACUACCCUGUUGAGUUCUUGGUCUCCCCUGGAUUUUUUUCAUGGCCUUGAAAGACAGGCUGCUGACUAAAAUAUGGCACUUCAACUGGUCAGUUAUCUGAAGGAAUAUUGCUAGACAGGAUGCCACAGUCACCAGUCCUAUUAAUAGCUAAUAGGGUUGUCAUUCCCUUGACAAUGAAAUCUGCAGCAUGGUACUAGAAGUUCAGUUUGAAUGUAACAUUAAUGCUUUAUUUAAAAAAUGCAUUUUUUUAAAGAAAGGGGGGGUUGAAGUGAACAUGACGUUGUUGACCAUGUUCGUGAAUUAUAGAUGCAACAUGCAUUGGUAGAAUUGUGUGAUGGUCUUUUGUGCUACUUAAUUUUACAUAUUCCAGUCUCUGUAUGUACUUGCAAUUAAAAAAAAAUUAACAAACCUUGCUUUGCUUUUUAUUGAAGGGUUCCCAGGACUGCAUAUCUGCUCCUGAGCUCUGUUUUAAGUAUGUGUAUCCUUGGCUUGUAUUUUGUAUUAAAAGAGAACAUGGAAAAGAACCCUUUAUUGUUCAGCAUGUUGGAUUUGUGUCCCCCUCAUUUUUUUUCUCUUUUUUUGGGAAUAUAUUAAGCAACUUAUUCUUCUGUAUCUUAUUUUCUUUUGUAAACUUCUUGGUUUUGUUUAAAAAUGGCUUUAUAAAAGGGCUUUUAUAACCCAUAAA